Fonsecaea monophora is the source of this 1197-nucleotide messenger RNA. RefSeq names its product ATP-dependent protease La. Gene Ontology annotation, molecular function: zinc ion binding; oxidoreductase activity. Lineage: Eukaryota; Fungi; Ascomycota; Eurotiomycetes; Chaetothyriales; Herpotrichiellaceae. The transcript is spliced from 7 exons. Bases 1 to 1197 code for a protein of 398 amino acids. The record is from RefSeq and is a predicted model, not a curated record.
AUGUCGGAGAUGGGUCUCUCUUGUGCCGGCCACGAAGGUGCUGGAGUAAUUGUCAAGAUCGGCGACAGCGUCAAGAGUUGCAAAGUCGGCCAACGAGCGGCAUAUGGUCCGAUCCAUAGCACAUGCGGCUUGUGCGACUCGUGCAAAUCUGGAAGAGAGACAUACUGCCCGCAAGCAGUCUAUACGGGGGGGACAGUGGACGGAACUUACAAGCAGUAUUGUGCCGUCCCAGAAGGGUUUGUCCAUGGAGUUUCUGACUACGUGGCAGGGUCUGCCAUGUGCUCUGCAGGUACCAUGUAUGCUUCGCUGAAAGAAUCUGGACUUGGAGCCGGUGACUGGGCCGUAUUUCCUGGCGGAGGCGGUGGAACAGGCAUCCAGGGUGUACAGCUGGCUUGCGCCAUGGGUAUACGGCCUGUGGUGGUCGAUACUGGCGAAAGUCGUCGAUCGCUUUCGCUCAGCCUUGGUGCUGAGUAUUUUGUCGAUUUUAUGACCGAGGCAGACCCGGUCAAAAAGGUCUUGGAAGUCACCAAUGGAGGUGCUCACGGCGUGUUUGUCAGUGCUGUACAGGCUUAUCCCGUAUCGCUGGGCUAUCUUGGUUCACGUAUCGGUGGAGUGGUAAUGUGCGUCGGACUCCCGCCCAAGGGUCGAUAUCACAUUGAUGCGGAUCCUACCCAGCUUUGCUUGAAGAACCAGUCAAUCAAGGGCACCCUGUCGAGCAGCCGGAAGGAUAUAGCUGCCACACUGGACUUUGCGAAACGAGGAAAGAUCCACCUGGAGCCUGUCGUGGUUGGAGUGAACAAGUUCAAUGAAGCCGUGCAAAGGUUGAAAAAGGGACAAGUUGCAGGAUACGCGGCCUGCAUGAGCGAGCGCAGAUUCUCCCAACUACCAGAGUUUGUCCACGACGGCGUCAUCUACAACGCACAGCCGCCGAUGACCAGCCAGGAUUAUGGCAGAAUGAUCGAUGGAAUUGUCGGGAAGUUCGAGAAUUUUCGCCUUGAUCUAGAGAUGUUAGUUGUGGAUGACAACUGCUCGACUGACCUGGAUGGCAUGGUCUCAGCGAGAUUCAGACUGAGCCACGAUUCUCAGAACAAGAAGUUGGGGCAAGAUCGCGUGGUGUUUUACGAGCACGUCUUCUUUCGGUUUCAGGGGGGAAAGAUUGCGGAGAUAUGGCCAUUGAUCGCCUGGCCAGAGAAAUGA